Molecule: messenger RNA, 2577 nt
Organism: Dictyostelium discoideum AX4
Lineage: Eukaryota; Evosea; Eumycetozoa; Dictyosteliales; Dictyosteliaceae
Gene: myoK
Product: myosin IK
Exons: 3
Coding region: 1-2577 (858 amino acids)
Biological process (GO): actin cytoskeleton organization; phagocytosis
Cellular component (GO): cytoplasm; macropinocytic cup; plasma membrane
Molecular function (GO): actin filament binding; ATP binding; cytoskeletal motor activity
Source: RefSeq, a predicted model, not a curated record
AUGUUUCGUUUAUUUUCAUCAGGUGUUGAUGAUUUAGUUUUAGUUUCAAAUCCAAGUAAUGGUGAGGUAACAAGUCAAAUUGGUGCUAGAUUUGAUAGAGAAUUAAUUUAUACAAAUAUUGGUGAAGUAUUAAUUGCUGUUAACCCUUAUAAAGCAUUACCAAUUACUGGUCCUGAAUUUAUUAAAUUGUAUCAAAAUGCAUCAGGAUCAGAUGCUUCACCACAUAUUUAUGCAUUAGCAGAAAGAGCAUAUAGAAGAAUGGUUGAUGAAAAUGAAUCACAAUGUGUUAUUAUUUCAGGUGAAUCAGGUGCUGGUAAAACAGUCUCUGCAAAAUUAAUUUUACAAUAUGUUACAUCAGUAUCACCAAAUAAUAGUAGCGGUGGUGGCAUUGGUGGUAGCGGUGGUGGAAAUGGCGGAAUUCCACAAUAUGAUGGUGGUAGUGAUGACCGUCCUUCACCACCAAUGGGUAGAGGUAUGGGUAUGCCAGGUAUGGUUGGUAGAGGUGGUUUGCCAACUAGAGGGGGUGGUCCACCAUCAAGAGGUGGAGGUCCACCACCAACUAGAGGUAGAGGUGGUCCACCACCACCAAUUCCUCAAAAUAGAGGAGCACCACCACCAGUUUCAAAUGGAGGAGCACCACCACCAGUUGCAAGAGGUCCAGUUGCACCACCACCAACCAGAGGAGCACCACCAACAAGAGGGGGAGGUCCAGCAAAUAGAGGUGGUAGAGGUGGUGGUCCACCACCAGUUUCAACAUCAAGAGGUGGAGGUGGUUAUGGUGGUAGUAGUAAAACAGUUGAUGUUGAACAUAUUAAAAAGGUAAUUUUAGAUUCAAAUCCAUUAAUGGAAGCAAUUGGUAAUGCUAAAACAGUUAGAAAUGAUAAUUCAUCACGUUUUGGUAAAUAUUUAGAGAUUCAAUUCGAUGAUAAUAAUGCACCAGUUGGUGGAUUAAUUUCAACCUUUCUUUUAGAGAAAACAAGAGUAACAUUCCAACAAAAGAAUGAAAGAAAUUUCCAUAUUUUCUAUCAAAUGUUGGGUGGAUUAGAUCAAACCACUAAAUCUGAAUGGGGAUUAACUCAAGCCACCGAUUUCUAUUAUCUUGCCCAAAGUAAAUGUACAACCGUUGAGGAUGUUGAUGAUGGUAAAGAUUUUCAUGAAGUUAAAGCAGCAAUGGAGACCGUUGGAAUUUCAAGAGAUGAACAAACUGAAAUCUUUAGAAUUCUUGCUGCCAUUUUACAUGUUGGUAAUAUUCGUUUCCAAGGUGAAGCACCAGCUUCGGUCAUUGAUGAAACUCCAUUACAAUGGGCUGCUUCAUUGUUGGGUUGUGAUCCAACAUUCCUUUGUCAAUCAUUGAAUCAUAGACAAAUUCAAAGUGGUAGUGCAAGACACACUCAAUAUCAAGUACCACAAAAUCCUGAUCAAUCCGCUGGUCUUAGAGAUGCAUUGGCAAAAACCCUAUAUGAACGUAUUUUCGAUUUCAUUGUAGCUCGUGUUAACAAGGCAAUGUCUUUCAGUGGAAAUUGCAAGGUCAUUGGUGUUUUGGAUAUCUAUGGUUUCGAAGUAUUUGAACGUAACUCUUUUGAACAAUUUUGUAUCAAUUAUGUCAAUGAACGUCUUCAACAGAUCUUUAUUGAUCUUACAGUUCGUGGUGAACAACGUGAGUAUCAUGAAGAGGGUAUGAAAUGGAAGGAUAUCAGUUUCUUUGAUAAUAAAAUUGUAGUAGAUCUUAUCGAUGGAAAUAAACCACCUGGUAUCAUGAGAGUUUUAGAUGACGUUUGUAAAACGGUUCAUGCUGUCGAUAGUGCCGCUGCAGAUAUUAAAUUCAUGGAGAAAUUAAUUCACUCCAUUCAAAGUCAUCCCCAUUUAGUCAUUUCAAAUACUGGUUCCUCUGCUGAUGAAUUCACAAUCAAACAUUAUGCCGGUGAAGUAUCUUAUUCAAUAGAAGAGUUUUGUUUCAAAAAUAAUGAUAACCUUUACGCUUCAAUCGUUGGUUGUCUUCAAAAUUCAACCUAUCAAUUCAUCGUAUCUUUGUUCCCUGAAAAUAUUCAAGAUAAUAAACAAGCUCCUACCACUUCAAGUUUCAAAAUUCGUCAAUCUUCAAGUUAUUUAGUAACUCGUUUAUCCGCUUGUACUCCACAUUACAUUAGAUGUAUUAAACCAAAUGAUAAAAAACAACCAAUGAAUUUCGUCUCGUCAAGAGUUGAACAUCAAGUUAAAUAUUUAGGUAUUUUAGAAAAUAUUAAAGUUAAAAGAUCUGGUUACGCUUAUAGACAAUUAAAAGAUAUCUUUUUAAAUAGAUUUGGUAAAAUUAUGGAUGUUCAACCAAGAAAUGUUCAAGAAUUUGUUGAAUAUAUAACUAGAACUCAUAAAGAUAUUAAUGCUGAUGAAUUUGAAGAAGGAAAAACAAAAAUCUUUGUAAAAAAUCCAGAAACAAUCUUUGUAAUGGAAGAUUUAUUAAUGCAAAAGAUUGAUCCAAUUGGUUACAAGAAUAGAGUACAAGCAUACAAAGAAAAUGAAAAAUUGGCUCAAAUGAAACAAGGUAAACACUCAAUGAAACAAAAAUGUCUUAUUCAAUAA